Molecule: messenger RNA, 2703 nt
Organism: Aspergillus steynii IBT 23096
Lineage: Eukaryota; Fungi; Ascomycota; Eurotiomycetes; Eurotiales; Aspergillaceae
Product: putative RNA-binding protein (Nab3)
Exons: 5
Coding region: 1-2703 (900 amino acids)
Molecular function (GO): RNA binding
Source: RefSeq, a predicted model, not a curated record
AUGACGCCGAGUUCCCCAGAUGAAGCUCUUCACUUCCGUGGCAAGACUCUGACUCCCGAGAGCCCCCGUCCGCUACACAUCGCGGAACCGGCCAAUAUCCCGGUGCUUCAGAAUCAAAUGGACCCCGUUUUCAACGAUACGUCGACCUACGAGACGUCGGAAUCCGCCGUUGGCAACGUCGCCCUGGUGCCUCGCUAUGAUGGAACUCCCCAGGCCCCUCAUGCAGGGUCCGCGCAUGCGAUGGAUAACGCGGCUGCCGUGAGGGGCUCGGAACGACCACCACAAACACAAGGUAGCUCUCACUCUGGCUCUUUUCCGACGAACAUUGGGACGGGCUCCUUUCCCUCCUUUACGGCCUCAUUUCCCCAGGCGUCACCUUCUGCAGACUACUCUGCUCCCUUCAUGGCCACUGCGACUCCAUCGGGUGUCCAGCCAUCCGCAGCAAACUCUUCUCUAACGACUUCUCGUCCAUCAGAUCCCGCCACCCUAGCUCACCCCGUCCCCGAUGUCCCUUCCUCUUCUUCCCACCCUCAGAGCACCCCUAUUGCGAACGAGGUAGACCCUGUCGUCGCCAGCUGGACGGCUGCGCCGCAGCAUCAUCAUCAUCGCCUAGACCCCCAGAACAGACCCGCUGAUAAUACUGGUGAGGAUGGUGUGGACUUCCAGAACCUCCUCGAUAAUCUCCCCCCUCCCUCUACUACCGCACCCCAUGUCCCUGCGGUGAUGGAGACGGCGCCCUCGUCUGCCAAUGACGCCACUGCAGUCCCUCAUGCAGCGUCUGACGAAGCCCUCCAGUCCUCCUUGGGCCUCCCUCCCCGCCCUCCACCCCAGGAGAAGCCCGCUAUCCACCCCAACUACUAUCCCAACGAUGAUAUACGUUCCUAUCAUCAACUUCCCCCUAAUACCCCCAAUACUCCCUCCACAUAUCCCACUCAGCAAAGUAAUUAUCAGUCCGGUCUAGGAGCCCCGUCGUUGGCGGCUGCUGGAGCCCCUGGAACCUCUUCCGGGGCCAGCGCGUUACCCCCUCCUCCGGUCCCUAGCUUCCAGCAAUCCCCUACCACCUCGACAGAUUCCCAGGAGCCGUCUGCCACGGCGGCCAAGAAUGCUCGUGCCGAUGGCAAGCAGAGUCGGCCACCUAAAGGUACCGACGAAGAUACUCCGUGGGGUCCGGAGGUGCAAAAGAAAUACGACGAGUUCCUUCACAAUGAGAGAAUAUACGUGACGGAAGGUCUCUGGGAUCGGUUCCCGUCGGGUUCUAGGCUAUUUGUUGGCAACCUACCAACCGAGCGAGUAACGAAAAGGGAUCUCUUCCAUAUAUUCCACAAGUACGGAAAACUAGCCCAGAUAUCGAUCAAGCAGGCCUACGGUUUCAUCCAGUUCCUCGAUUCCUCGGCCUGUAAAAAGGGACUGGAUGCAGAACAAGGCGCCGUCAUCCGAGGACGGAAAGUCCACCUUGAAAUUUCGAAGCCGCAACGGAACACACGACCCGGGCCACCCGUGGCGGAAUCAUCCCGCGCUCCUCCCCCUCGACGCUCAAGGUCGCCAGAAUUCAGCAGAAGCGGGCCUCCUCCUGCCAGUCGCAACCCGAGGCCGGCCGGGGACCGCUAUGAAAGACCUUAUGAGCCGGCGAGACUACCGUUCAGCGACUUUCGGGACGAGCCUACUCAUCGCCGCCGCGAUGAUUACCGGCCUCCUCGGUCUCCCUCGCCUCGUGGUUUCCGGGGCCGUGACGGCUACCGGUCUCGCGAUCGGACCCCAGAACGGUUCGAUAGACGGGAGAGACGGCGUUCCCGGUCGCCAUUCUCCAGAGAUCGCAGAUAUCGCAGUCUCAGCCCUCGCGCGCGCGCUUACGAUGGGGAUGCGGACUUGCCCGUGCCUCGACGAGCCCCGAGAGAUGUACCCGAAGUGCAGGUCCUGGUGCUGGAGGAAGUGGAUCGCAAUUUUAUCUUUCAGGUCGAAAAUGCCUUCCGCAACCGCGGCCUACGGGUCGACAUCCUGGUGCUCGGACCGCGAAUCCCUCUCAACGCCGCGGUGCAGCGACAGAUCUCAGAGGGUGUUCUCGCCGUGGUGAGGCUUUCGCGUCCUAAUCAAUUCUCGAGGAAAAUUCCGCUGCAGGUGUUCGACCGAAGUGGAGGCCCCGAGAACGUCCGCUUCAAUGAAUAUCCUGAUGUUGAACCAAGCAUUGCCGCCGAGAUUGUGUUCCACGCCCAGUCGGUGCAGCGUGGCGCUCCUCCAACACCCUUUCCUCCUAACCCGGCGGCUUUCGGGAUACCACCAAUGCCUCCUGCUCCGAUCCCACAGGCCCCAAUGCCCGCGCUCUCCAAUCCUCCGAACAUUGCAAACAUGAUCACCUCUUUGGACGGGCCCACUUUGCAAUCUCUUCUGGGUGCGCUUCAGCAGCGACCACCGGCCGUGCCCGCGGCGCAACAACCGCCUUUCCCAGCGGCGACGACUCCUCAGACUCCGGCCGACCUGGCCAGUCUUCUCAGCGCUGCCACUCGCCAGCCUGUGCCGGCGAAUCCGCAGCAACCCCUUCCUCCCCAACCAUUCCCCAUUCAACCGCCCAACCCACCGGUAGUGUCAGAUCCCAAUCUUCUCUCACUCCUCACCAAGGGCCUUGGGGGACAGCAAAACCAGAAUCAGGCUGCCGUCGGGCCCCAUGUACAAAACAUCAUGAAUCAACUGGGCAAGUGGAAGCAAUGA